This is a messenger RNA of Ectocarpus sp. CCAP 1310/34, 1297 nucleotides long. The record is from the annotation of a GenBank genome assembly. NCBI's taxonomy places the organism in Eukaryota, Phaeophyceae, Ectocarpales, Ectocarpaceae.
GUUGUCUGCCCCUGCCUGGCGCAAUGUUCGGCUUGGGCCCAGGCCUAGACCGGCUUCCUCGUGGAGGAAUGCGUGAUUACGGUGGUGGUGGUGGUGAUGGGCGAGGGCGAAGCCGUCAGCCGUGGGCCCUGAUACUCGCCCUACGGCUUGUUCACCAGAUCUCUCAGCUCCGGCACAAGCCGCCCUUGACCCUGGCCCUUAUGGCGGGCAUGUCUGCCCUGCACUUGAAGCCCGACAUAUUCGAGGACCUGUUCUAUAGCAAGGGGGUGUUCGAGUGGAGCUGGCUUACGGGAGGUUUCGAUCACAUUCGGAACGUUUGUCUGCUGCCUGCGUCUAUUCUGGAUACGUACGAACGAACGGGUGAGCUGGAGAUCCGACGCUUGCUGGUGUCCCCGUUCGUGCACGGAGACGACAUGCAUCUGUACUACAACAUGGCUUCCUUUCUGCUCAAAGGGGUGUCGCUGGAGCUCACCAUGGGGACGCAGGCUUUCGCCGGGCUCUUGUCCUUCAGCCUCCUUGCCUCUCAGACGCUCAUGAUGCUCUCCGCCUGGGUCCUGCUAGUCGUGUUCGACGUGCCGUCACCUAUGCACGCCUGUACGGUUGGCUUCAGCGGGGUGCUGUUCGCACUGAAGUACGUCUUGUCUCGACGGUCCCCAGGAGUCACAACGGUGAUGGGAUAUAGCGUGCACACCCGUUACGCCGCCUGGCUGGAGCUUGUGCUGAUUUCUGUCAUGGUCCCGAACGCGUCCUUCCUGGGCCAUCUGUGUGGGAUCUUAGCCGGCGUGUUGUACGUCGAGGUGCCGAUCGUCCUUCGCGUGGUCAACCUCUUCACGGGAAUCUCGAUCUACAACAACAGCCGGGGGCCUUCGUACACGUACAACAGCGGCACUAGCGGCAGGGCUAGUCCCGAGGGGGCGAGAACAGAAACCCGGCAGCAGUCGCCCAACCCCCCCGCUGCGUACGACAUAGACAGCGACGCCGAGGCGGAAGAGGCGGCUUUGCAAGAGGCGCUACGUCGUUCUCUGCUAGAAAGCACGGCGGGCGGCGGUGCUAAUCACAAUUUGAGGCGGGACAACGCCGGAAGCGUCACUGACAACCCUGGGUCAAGGUCUCGACCAAUUGAGAAUGAUGCGGUUGCAGCCACUGAAUUCUUGGGGCCGUCACCGACCGCACCACCUCCGGAAGAGGACGCUGGUGGCUACGGAGCAGGGGGCGGCCAAAUAGCACCGGAUGAGUUGCGUAGACGACGCCUGCGACGCCUUGGUGCGGGCACGUGAUGUGAUGGGAGGGUCUGGAA